CCUUAAAUAUUCCGUUCCUUAGCAACACCAAAUAAUGUAUAGGUGACCACUGGUUACGCUUUUUUCUUUUUUCUUUUUACGCCCCCCAAGAGCACCGACGUGUGGAGACAUCACAAUUUACGACGACACACAAUAUACAUACAUUUAACUUAAACGUUUUAACUUCUGGUGGCGGAACGGCUUAUUUUGUACCACACGGAACCGGUAGCGCAGGGGAACGGAAACCACAUCUGUAAACAAACGCAACGCUCGUUAGCAACAGAUUUACUAAGUAAACACAUGUCUGAAGCGGUCGUGGGCUAGCAUAACUCGGAGAAGAUGUUUAAAAACACGUUCCAAAGCGGAUUCCUGUCCAUUUUGUACAGCAUCGGCAGCAAACCGCUUCAGAUAUGGGAUAAAAAGGUGAGAAAUGGGCACAUCAAGAGAGUCAUAGACAAUGACAUCCACUCGCAGGUGUUGGAGGUCGAGGGGGCAAACGUCAGUACCACCUACAUAACAUGUCCUGCAGACCCCAAGAAGACACUGGGCAUCAAGCUUCCCUUCCUUGUUAUGAUCAUCAAGAAUCUGAAGAAGUAUUUCACCUUUGAGGUCCAGGUUUUGGACGAUAAAAACGUUCGCCGGCGGUUUCGGGCGAGUAACUACCAAAGCACGACGCGAGUGAAGCCGUUUAUCUGCACCAUGCCGAUGAGGCUGGACGACGGCUGGAACCAGAUUCAGUUCAACCUGUCGGACUUCACCAGGAGGGCCUAUGGAACCAAUUACCUCGAGACGCUGCGUGUACAGAUCCACGCCAACUGUCGAAUAAGGAGAGUGUACUUCUCAGACAGACUGUACUCUGAGGAUGAGCUCCCAGCAGAGUUUAAACUGUACCUGCCUGUCCAGAACCAGAAAGCCAAGCAGUAGAUAUUCUCAUCCUGCUCCCCCCUGGACCUGAUGUGGAGUUUAGCUGUAAGAUUUUCUGUGUGUAGACGUAUGAUGAACUUUGUAAUAUUAUAUUGUCAUUUUGGAGCUAAGAGUUCUGAGUGCCGUCUUGUGUUGCUCUCUGCACAAUAAAAGUUUUUUAUGGAGCCAUUUA
Messenger RNA from Acanthopagrus latus (yellowfin seabream), 1075 nucleotides. It is a transcript of the gene cfap20, whose product is annotated as cilia and flagella associated protein 20. The record is from RefSeq and is a predicted model, not a curated record. Gene Ontology annotation, cellular component: ciliary basal body; motile cilium. Gene Ontology annotation, biological process: regulation of cilium beat frequency involved in ciliary motility; positive regulation of cell motility; cilium assembly. The coding region runs from base 319 to 903 and encodes 194 amino acids. Lineage: Eukaryota; Metazoa; Chordata; Actinopteri; Spariformes; Sparidae. The transcript has 6 exons.